This is a messenger RNA of Ceratotherium simum simum (southern white rhinoceros), 1035 nucleotides long. RefSeq names its product trace amine-associated receptor 7a-like. NCBI's taxonomy places the organism in Eukaryota, Metazoa, Chordata, Mammalia, Perissodactyla, Rhinocerotidae. Gene Ontology annotation, molecular function: trace-amine receptor activity. Gene Ontology annotation, biological process: G protein-coupled receptor signaling pathway. Gene Ontology annotation, cellular component: membrane. The record is from RefSeq and is a predicted model, not a curated record.
AUGACGAGCGGGGACUUGCCCCCUCUCGCUGCCGUGCGGAUCUGCUAUGAGAACCUGACUGGAUCCUGUGUCAAAACCCCCUACUCGCCAGGCCCCCGCCUGCUGCUGUGCGCCGUGUUCGGCUUGGGAGCAGUGCUGGCUGUGUGUGGAAACCUCCUGGUGAUGAUUUCCAUCCUCCACUUCAAGCGGCUGCACUCUCCUGCCAACUUUCUCCUCGCCUUUCUGGCCGGCGCUGACUUCCUGGUGGGGGUGACCGUGAUGCCCUUCAGCAUGGUCAGGUCCAUGGAGAGCUGCUGGUACUUUGGGCAGACUUACUGUACGUUGCACUCUUGUUUCGAAGGAUCAUUCUGUUAUGCUUCCAUCUACCACUUGUGUUUCAUUUCUCUCGACAGAUACAUUGCGAUCACUGACCCUCUGGUCUAUCCAACCAGGUUCACUGCCUCUGUUUCUGGCUUGUGCAUUGCCUUCUCCUGGCUCCUUUCCGUUGUUUAUACUUUUUCGCUUCUUGGCACAGGUGCAAAUGAAGCUGGGCUGGAGGAUCUAGUAAGUGCUCUCACCUGUGUGGGAGGCUGUCAGAUUGCAGUGAAUCAAAGUAGGGUGUUGGUAAAUUUUCUAUUAUUUUUCAUUCCCACACUCGUGAUGAUAAUGGUUUACUCCAAGAUUUUCCUCAUCGCUAAACAACAGGCUAGAAACAUUGAAAGGAUGAGCAAUGAGACUGCGAGAUCAUCAGACAGCUACAAAGACAGAGUGGCCAAGAGGGAGAGAAAAGCAGCAAAAACCCUGGGAUUUGCAGUGACUGCUUUUCUGAUUUCCUGGCUGCCCUACUUCAUUGACUCAGUCAUCGAUGCCUUCCUAGGUUUCGUCACACCCACAUAUAUGUAUGAAAUAUUGGUUUGGGUUGCUUACUAUAACUCAGCAAUGAAUCCCUUGAUUUAUGCUUUCUUUUAUCCUUGGUUUCGAAAAGCCAUCAAACUCAUUGUCACUGGAAAACUCUUAAGAGAAAAUUCCUCAACAAUAAAUUUAUAUUCUGGGUAG